AUGUCGCUAUAUCCACAUCUCGGUUUAAUCGAUAUAGGUGCCAAUAUUGGUACAUAUACAAUGUUUAUUGCUGCGAUGAAUCGUUUAGUAGUAGCAAUCGAGUGCUUUCCACCAAAUUAUAUGAGAAUUGCCAAAGCUGUUCAGAUAGAAAACUUGAAGAAUAAAGUAAUUCUCAUUGGAAAUGCUGUAUAUUCUAGUACAGGACAAUAUAUAAAACUAUCGCAGAAUUCUAUAAAUAUUGGGGGACAGAGCAUUUCUGGAACGACAUUUAAUUUAACGAAAUCAGCAGACGAUAUUCAUAUGGUUCGAACAAUACGAUUAGAUGAUAUUUUACCAAAAAUACAACACGAAAAUUUCGUCCUUUGUGAUGAAAAUUGGUAUUGA
This is a messenger RNA of Adineta steineri, 384 nucleotides long. The record is from the annotation of a GenBank genome assembly. NCBI's taxonomy places the organism in Eukaryota, Metazoa, Rotifera, Eurotatoria, Adinetida, Adinetidae.